AUGGAGACGAUGCAAGAACUAAUCCCCUUCGCCAAGGAGAUGCUAAGCCAAAAGCCGAAAGGCAAAAUGGUGAAGAUCUACUUGUUAGGCAGCGUGCUAGCUUUUUUCGGAGUGGUCAUCGGACUAGUGGAGACUGUCUGCUCUCCGUUUUCGUCCUCAGAGGAAGAAGACAUCAGUCACCUGGAAAAGCAACGGAGUAAAAGGAGACUGGAGAUUGACGAGAUGACCAAGCCUGAGGAAGAGCUGCACGUUUUGGGCAAAGGGAAACAGGCCGAGGUGACUGUGCAGCGGAGCACGGCCAACAGGCUUCACGCGUCAUAG
Molecule: messenger RNA, 321 nt
Organism: Polypterus senegalus (gray bichir)
Lineage: Eukaryota; Metazoa; Chordata; Cladistia; Polypteriformes; Polypteridae
Gene: g0s2
Product: G0/G1 switch 2
Exons: 1
Coding region: 1-321 (106 amino acids)
Source: RefSeq, a predicted model, not a curated record